Messenger RNA from Drosophila teissieri, 3587 nucleotides. RefSeq names its product beta-alanine-activating enzyme (gene Aasdh). Gene Ontology annotation, molecular function: protein binding. The record is from RefSeq and is a predicted model, not a curated record. The coding region runs from base 392 to 3430 and encodes 1012 amino acids. The transcript has 6 exons. NCBI's taxonomy places the organism in Eukaryota, Metazoa, Arthropoda, Insecta, Diptera, Drosophilidae. Gene Ontology annotation, biological process: amino acid activation for nonribosomal peptide biosynthetic process.
AGGCAACAUAGCUUACUUUUUGAAUUCUGUUUUUUCGCGCCAAAGUUGAGGUAAUUGCCUAUCGCUUACAUCCCAUCCACAGACGAACAGCUGUUUCGAUUGUUGAUAUCGAUUACCGGCUAUACAAUAUAUGUAGUUAUUAUUAUUUUCUUUUAAUUUUGUUUACGGAUUAAAUGAUAUGUGUUUUUGGGAAACAACACUCUGUUUCCACUAGCACGAUUGCUGCACAUUAUUUGUUGUAAUUGUGAAUGGACGACGCCAUUUAGCUGGGAAACCAUUUAACCAUACAUUUUAACGUGUUUUGUAAACAAACAAAAAAAUUGCAUCUGUUGAGACGAAUCCUGAAUUGUCGGCAGAUUCAUCACCAGGACACGAUCAUUCCCCUCAGAACAUGGGGACUAACAUUCCAGCAGAUGCGGACCUAAGUGAAUCUGAGGAGACGGACAAGCUUUACGACAUCAACAAACUGCGAGCGUUCAAGGAUGUUCCUUUCCUGAUAAGCCGCAUGGAGCCCAAGGACACGAUCGUGACAUACGGCGAUGCUGCAGAACAGAUCCAGGUUUUGGUUAAUUUUCUGCGCAUGAACAAGGUCCCAGCCGGAGCAGGAAUUGCACUACGAGUCACGGAGCACACGCCGGCCUCUUCUCUUAUGAUUUUAGCAAUCCUCAAUAACAAGUGCUACUUCUUUCCCACGGAUAAGAUGAUGCUCUCCCAUGAUCUGUACGUACAGAUGAGCACGGCCGGUGUGGACUACCUCUUGGUCAACAAACAUUUGACCGUUGCACCCUUAUACUUUACAUUUCUGGGAAGCAUCUUGGUGUUUAAAGAGGACUGCAAGCUGUACACCGUAAAGUCGAAAUCCGCCGAUCAUGCUGUACAGGCCAAGAAGCCGCUGCCCGCCAAUAUGUGCUACACCAUCUCCACGACGGGCACUACGGGAAAGCCUAAGCUCGUACAUGUGCCCUACGAAUGCAUUGCACCCAACAUAGUGGGGCUCAGCCAGAAGUUAAACGUCUCCAUGGCCGACAUCAUUUACCUUGGCACACCCAUUACAUUCGAUCCCUUCGUGGUGGAGUUCUUCCUAGCUCUUCAAAAUGGAGCUACGUUACUUACCAGUCGUCACUCCAUGAGGGACUCCCCUAGUAAGGUGCUAGGUGCCCUGUUCCCCGACAACCUGACCACGCCGGGUAUCACCAUCCUGCAGAUGACUCCAUCUCUGUUUCGGCAAUUUGGAGCUUCUUCUAUCAGAGAGCGAGUGCUAAGCAGAUCCAGUUCAUUGAGAGUACUGCUUCUUGGUGGCGAACCAUUUCCCAGCAAUGCCGAGCUCGUAACUUGGAUGAAUCCGAGUGUCCUGAUGCAGAAACACAUAUGCAACAUAUAUGGAAUCACAGAAAUAUCCUGCUGGAGCCUCCUGCACAUUGUUCAGUCAUUACAAUCACCUGUGCCUUUGGGAACUCCUAUUGAAAAGGACACUAUUCUGCGGAUUGAAUCUCAAAGCGAUGAACCCUCGCAGCAAGGAGAGCUCUUUCUGGGCAGUGCCAAGCGUCGCUGCUAUAUCCCAGAAGUUGAUGAUCAGGCAAAUGCUUCAAAAGACGAUCCAGGCAUUUGUUUCAGGGCGACAGGAGAUCUGGUCACGCAACAGAAGGAUGGCACAUUGUUCUACAGCGAGAGAUCGAACGAUGUGGUAAAGCGAGCUGGUAAUCGUAUUAGCUUGGGUUUAAUCACUCGAAAAAUUCAAAAAUGUCUGCCAAGCGCUGAAUUGACUACAUGCCUGUGGCUCGAAGACUUGCAGAAACUUAUUUGCUGCAUUCGCUCUUUAGAGGCAAAAACUAGAGUUGAUCAACGCGUCCAGACCUUUGAUAUCCUUUCCAAGGUAUCGAUUGCCGAACAGCCAGAUAGAUUUGUCUAUCUACAACACUUUCCGUGUAACGUACACGGCAAACUGGACAAGCAACAGCUCCUCAAGAUGUGCAUUCCCCUUGCUCAGCCAGCUCAGCAAAUUUUAAAGAGUUAUCUGCACGAUAGGCUGGAAUGUGUGGAAGAGCCUGAUGAUAACUUACCAAAAAAGCAGCGACUUGAAGACGCUGCUCCCUGUGGCUAUGACUUAAGUUUUCGCCAGGCGGGUGGCACAUCGUUCCAUGCCAUCACAAUUUGCCGAGAGAUUGGUCUACAAAUGUGCAUCGAUGACGAGCAACGCCACUUGUUCGAAAUGCUACUGGAUGAGAACAUUCCGUUGCGCACAGUGCUAAGGUUCUUGGACACAGCCAAGCUGGUGGCCAACAACACCAAGCGGAAGAAUGUUGAGCCAGCGGUUGUUGCCUCGUCCUGCCAAGGUCUGAUAAUUAAACGUAUCGAACAGCCGGUGCUCAAGCUUCAGUUUUACUGGAAGGUAAACUUCGAAAAGUGCAUAGACUCCCCAGUGACCGAAUACGAGGGCCGCUUCAUCUGCGUGGGCGCACAUUCGAAAAUUCUUCGUACUCUUAAUCCGCAGACGGGCAGCGAGUACAGUGCAGUCAAACUUCCCGACCGUAUCGAGUGUAAGGUUACGUUUCUUAGCGAGCAGCUCGCUAUGGUGGGCUGCUACGAUGGAUGUCUCUACGGUUUUAAUCCCCAAACUGGUGACAUUGUAUUUCGCGUUGGAAUUGGGGGCAUGAUUAAGUCGCAGCCCAUGCUGACCGCCGAUGGUCGUCGAAUUAUAGUAUGCAGCUAUGCGGAUGACUACAAUGUCUAUUGCUUGUCAGCCGAGCGGCAGGAGGUGCUGUGGUGCCUAAGGAUCGGUGAAAAGCCGAUCUUCGCGAGCCCUCUGGAGCUGCCAAGGGAACAGUCGCUGAUAGUCUGCACCUUGGAUGGCAGCUACUCGCGCGUGGCCAUCACCGAUGGCUCAGUGGAGUGGACGCAGAAAUUUAGGGAGCCCGUAUUCUCCACACCUGUUCUUUUGGAGUCCAUGUCCAGUAUUUUUCUAAGCGCGGAAGUGGCUGGUCGAGUCCAUGCCUGUCAUGUGGGCAAUGGUAAAAUUCUGGCUACCUUCAGCACAGAAGGAAACAUUUUCUCUUCGCUGGUGGUCAAGACCCCACCGACUUUUAUGGGACAUUCCUUUGCCGUUUUUGGUUGUAUAGACCAACAUGUGUAUUGCCUGCGAUGCAAAACCGGAUCGGGUGGCAAAUCUGUUGACUUCGAGCUCCACUGGAAGGUCAAUGUGGGUGCACCCGUUUAUGCCACGCCAACUCUGCUCACAGUGCAACCGAACGGUCUUCUGGUUUGGUGCGCCGCCACCGAUGGACGCGUCAUGCUGAUGAACUUUAGAAAUGGCGAGAUUCAGUGGUCGGAUAAACUGCCCGGUCAAGUGUUUUCCAGCGCAUGCUUUAUUGAGGACCUGCGUCGUGUUUUCGUGGGAUGUCGGGACAACUUCCUUUACUGUCUGGGCAUCUAGAUAUUAACUGAAACUGAUACAUUUCCAAUUACAGCCAACUUGUAGUUUAAUAUUAAUAUAGAAAUACGUGCCUUAAUAUCUGUAUACCAAAUGUCCAAUGAAGAUACAGAAUUUACUUGUAUGACUACAAUUUAAUUAGAAUAAGAAUGCCAUUUUG